AUGAUAAGAAAUUUGUUUCGACCUUUAACUUAAAUCCAUAAGCUAGUCUAACCAUUCUAUUAUUUUUCCUUUUCAAAAUCUAAUAAAUAAGAAAAAGAGUAAUGUUAAAACUUAAAAUAGAUCAUAUUAAUUAAUCCUAAAAAAUUAGGAAUUUGACAAAUUGGUUGAAUAUUGGGAUAACAAGGUGUCUUAACCUAAAUAAAACUCAGUUUCUAUCUAGAAAGUAUUAUAAAAAAUAAAUCUUGCUGAAAAUUUGAUUGGCAGUGAAUUAUAAGAUAAGAAUUGGGAAUUUUUUGAAGAAAUGUUUGAUAAAAACUUUAUAGAAAGAUUAUAUAUACCAAAGCAAUAUCCAUAAAAGAUUUAACUAAUAUUAAAUAUCUCUAUGGAAUUGUCAUUAUUAGAAUACCAAUAUAGAUUAAACAGAAGAGAAAUAAUAUAAUUGGAAUAAGUUUUAGAGUAAAUUGAACCAUAUAAUUUAGGCGUAUCAAAGGUAUUUUAGAAAACAUCUAUAACUUUGAAUCAAAAAUAAGUGAUUUAGGAGAAGCUGAAUUUAAUAAUCUUUUAAGAUAAUCAUAAUAUUUUGACAUGAAGGCUUUUUAUUAGAAAACAUUAAAUCCAGAAGGUUAUGUUCAAUUUUUAGAGGAAUCAACUAAAUGUUUAGAUCAAGCAGUUAAAAUUGUGAAUGACAUAAUUAAACAUAAAGAGAAUGUAGAAUAGAUCAAAUAUUAAGUUGGCAAACAAUAAGCAAUGAGUAAAAUUGCUAGAAAUUUUGAAAUUUUAGCUGAAUUCUUAUUAAUUUCAGGAUAAGAAGAAGAAUCAAGAUCAUUUUUAGAAAAAGCCCUUGAAGUAUUAAUUUUAAUUUAUUUUAGAUUUAUGAAACUUUUGCAAGUGGAAUAACACCUAAAUCAAUUUUAUGUUAAUGUAGAAUUGCCAGAUCAUAUCUUAGAGAAAAUUAUGAAAAAUCAUGUUAAUUAAUCUAAGAAUUGUAUGAUGAAAUUUCAUAAUAUGGAGAAUCUGAAUUCUUAUUAUUGGUCUAAAUGUACAAAUUUGUCAUUUAGUCUUAAAAAUAAGUAGAUGAGGCAGAAUAUGAAAAGCUUUUUGAAUCAAUGAAAAAUUUUAGAGUCACUGAUCCAUUUAUUAUAUCUGAAGUGUUAUACUUAUCUUUAGAAUAUACAUUUAAACAAGGAUAUAGUAAAGCAUUGUCUGAACAUUUACAUUAAGCCUUAAUUCUUAUUGAAAAUAGUUCAGAAAAAAUCAAUUUGGAAUAGCUGCUACAUUUAACAGCUUAAAUUAUAAUUGAAUUACCAGUUGAUAUCAAAGAUUAAUAGAGUUUAUUGAAAGUUAUUUAUGAAAAUUUUGAAAAGCUUAGAAAUAGAAUAGAUGAUGCAUAUUUUUAGGAUCACUUAUUAUUGAAAGCAUUUAUUAAAGCAAAACUACUAUAAUUAGAUAGAGAAGGACCUGAAAUAAUCAUAAAACCUAUUUUAUAAUUUGUAAGAUUAUUUUCUAAUCAAUUUUAGAUUGAAUAAGCAGAAAAUGGUAAAGAACCAUAAUUUCUGAAUCAUCUCAAAUAAAUUUAGAGAUUUUUAGAGAAGAAUGGACUUAUCUUUGCUAAGAAAUAAAUCGAAGAUUUAAGUUCUCAAAAAUGA
Messenger RNA from Paramecium primaurelia, 1646 nucleotides. The record is from the annotation of a GenBank genome assembly. Lineage: Eukaryota; Ciliophora; Oligohymenophorea; Peniculida; Parameciidae.